Molecule: messenger RNA, 1684 nt
Organism: Spirodela intermedia
Lineage: Eukaryota; Viridiplantae; Streptophyta; Magnoliopsida; Alismatales; Araceae
Source: the annotation of a GenBank genome assembly
AUGGGCGAGGAGAAUGCCCAAUGGAAGGCGGCCUCAGAUGCGUCAGUCCAGGCCAUGGCAGCGCCGCAGAAGCCGAGGAAGAACAAGUAUGCCUUCGCCUGCGCCUUGCUGGCUUCCAUGACAUCUAUUCUUCUAGGCUACGGUAAUCCCUGCUCCCUUCAGUCUGAUCUCGUCGAGAAUGAAACUCCCCAGAAAGGGCUCCUGUUUCUGUUUUCAUGUCGCUAAUAGGUCCCACGUCCCCUUCCCUCCAGACAUCGGGGUCAUGAGCGGAGCCGUGAUCUUCAUCAAAGAUGACCUAAAAAUCAGCGAUACCCAGAUCGAAGUCCUCGUCGGCAUCCUCAAUCUCUACUCUCUGGUCGGCUCGGCAGUCGCCGGGAAGACCUCCGACUGGAUCGGAAGGCGGCUCACGAUCGUGUUCGCGGCCGUGAUCUUCUUCGUCGGGGCCCUGUUGAUGGGCUUCGCCACCAACUACGCCUUCCUGAUGGUUGGGAGGUUCGUGGCCGGCAUCGGGGUCGGCUAUGCACUCAUGAUUGCGCCGGUGUACACCGCCGAGGUAUCGCCGGCCUCCAGCAGGGGCUUCCUCACGUCCUUCACAGAGUUCUUCAUCAACGCUGGCAUCUUGCUUGGCUACGUCUCAAACUACGCCUUCUCCGGCCUCCCGGAGAACAUCAACUGGAGGCUUAUGCUCGGUGUCGGCGCAAUACCGUCGGUGUUCCUCGCCGUCGGCGUCUUGGCGAUGCCCGAGUCACCUCGGUGGCUGGUCAUGCAGGGCCGUCUUGGCGACGCCAGGCGAGUUCUCAUCAAGGUAUCCGAGUCUAACGAAGAAGCCGAGUCGCGGCUCGCGGAUAUCAAGGCGGCAGCGGGAAUUCCGCAGUCCUGCACCGAGGACGUAGUCCCCGUCCCUAAGAAAACCCCCGGCGAUGGCGUCUGGAAGCAAUUGUUGAUCACUCCGACCCCAACUGUUCGCCGGAUUCUGAUCGCCGGUCUCGCGAUACACUUCUUCCAGCAGUCCUCCGGGAUCGAUUCGGUGGUUCUUUACAGUCCCCGGGUUUUCAGCAAGGCCGGUAUCAAGAAGAAGUCAAGCCUGCUUGGCGCAACUGUCGCAGUCGGUUUCACGAAGACCGCAUUCAUUCUGGUGGCGACCUUCUUCCUGGAUCGUGUGGGCAGAAGGCCCCUGCUCCUGUCCAGCACUGUCGGCAUGAUCGCGUCUCUGCUUAUGCUAGGAUUCGGGCUGACGGUUGUCGAUCGCCACCCGGACAUGAAGCUCGAAUGGGCCAUCGCCAUCUGCAUCGCUAGCAUCCUGGCCUACGUCUCUUUCUUCUCCAUAGGCCUCGGCCCCAUUACAUGGGUCUACAGCUCGGAGAUCUUCCCACUUCGGCUGCGUGCGCAGGGCGUCAGCAUGGCCGUGGCCUUGAACCGGAUCACGAGCGGCGUACUCACCAUGACUUUCAUCUCUCUCUACAAGGCCAUAACCAUCGGCGGGGCCUUCUUCCUCUACGCCGGAAUCGCCACCGUGGCCUGGAUCUUCUUCUACACUUUCCUCCCUGAGACGCGCGGUAAGGCCCUGGAAGAGGUCGAAACUCUCUUCAUCAAGAGCAAGGACAAGAACGCGACGGAGGGCCAUAAGGAGGAGUCGGCAGGUCAGGCCCAGAUCCAGCUGGCAGCGGGAAACGGCGCAGCGUAA